AUGUCUUUGCCAAUCCCCGAUUUGAGAUUUGAACAAUCGUUUAUGAACCAGCUAAAUAAGUAUGCGGGUAAUAAACAACCAGACCAGCAAAAGAUACAACCAUUGAGUAGUAAGAAAUAUAACCACAUUGCGACUUUAACUGAUGACGAUUUGAAGUUGAUGAAUGAAGAGUUGGACGUUGAAGAAGAGGAAGAAAUAGAUCACUACAAUGAUAAGUUAGAACCAAAGCCACUAGCUCCCAUAACUCCUUCGAUAGUCAUAUACGCCUUAAUAAAGGAUCAAAUACUCAUGCCUUUAUUACAAGGAUUUUUAUGGACAGGGGUACUACUUUGUGUACGUCCGCUUCUAAAAUUGGUAGUUAGGAACGGCCAAUACGCCGGACACUGGGUGUCAAACGUGUUGGGAUUGAAUAGAUUGGCUACAUCUCGCUCUUCAUUGCAUUCUAGAAGAAGUUACAGUUAG
Molecule: messenger RNA, 462 nt
Organism: Candida dubliniensis CD36
Lineage: Eukaryota; Fungi; Ascomycota; Pichiomycetes; Serinales; Debaryomycetaceae
Exons: 1
Coding region: 1-462 (153 amino acids)
Biological process (GO): mitophagy
Molecular function (GO): mitochondrion autophagosome adaptor activity
Source: RefSeq, a predicted model, not a curated record